AUGCUCCAAGGUGUACCGACCAAUUCUGAAUUACAAGCUGCAACUCUACCCAAAUUGCCGCCAGAAGAAACUGCCAAUAUGCUGCUGGAGUCGGCGUACCUGUAUACCCAGUCGAGAUGGUGUCUUGUGGACUGGGUAAGAGUGCGCGAAUGGCACCGCCAACGUGAGACCAUUUGUUAUUCCGAAGAACAGGAUGAACAGGAGGCACAAAUAGGGGCGUACUUUGUCUGGAUCAUUUACGCUCUGGGAGCUGGUUUUGUCCAAACCCCUGAGAUUCCAGCAAGGGCAAGAACCACGUCGACACUUUGCAUGCUCCAUGCUAAUCAUUUCGGCCAGGCCUACUUUGCUCGUGCUCUCAAGUACCUUCACGCCGUUCUCCGCCCACAGAACCUGACGACUGUGCAAGGUCUACUCGCCAUGUGCCAAUACCAUGCACGUGCUGUGGGAGGACCUUCUCUUUGGCAUUUAUCAGGCAUCAUCACCCGCCUAUGUAUUGAACUCGGCUAUCAUCGCAAGAGUAAACGGGAGAUAAGCGCACAAGACCCGCGUAUCAUAGAGCAACAGAAGCGAGCAUUUUGCGUGAUCUCCACCAUGGCGAAGCGCCCCUUCGGAAUUCAGGACGCAGAUAUCGAUGUUCAUGUGCCGGUCGACGUCUGGGUCGAGAGCACCGAUGAUGAACAUAUUCGAACCCUCCAACUCCAACAGGAAGCUGGAGACACGAGUCCGUCGGGGGUCGAAAUGACCACUAUGUCAUCAGCUUUGCAUCAUCUACGAAUGUACCGGCUGAUUUCCGAGAUCUGGAGCCGGUUCUAUGGCCCGCGUGCUCUCCCUCCAACCCAACAAGAUAUCCAGAACAUUCUAAUUGCUUUGGACGAAUGGAAGGCACAGGCGCCUUAUAGUGAGUCGCCAAUCAUCCCAAAAUACAAUGCCGAGAGGCGGCAUGGGUUCUAUCUCCAAACCCUCCUUCUUGCAAUUCGCCCGGUGUUGAUGCAGGAGGCCGUUGAACCUGGACUGCUUCGUCUGUGUGCCGAAAAAGCUGUCGAUGCGUGCGAGACAGCCAAAACCUUGAGUUUGAGCCCGCAGACAUAUCCUGCGCUGGUUGAUCUGUACCAGACCUUCUACACGGGUACUGUGGUCUUACAGUGUCUAGCCCUGCAGUCGGACAUUCUGCCCUCACGACGCUUUGUCCGGGCAAUAGUGGCCUGCUCUAGCGGUUUAGCCGUAUACUCGCGACAUUUCCCCUCUGGGGCUCCAUUCAUGGAGCUUUUCGAAAAGCUUUCGGAGCCGUUCCUUGGUCAGUCUGACAACCUGGAUGAAAGCUGGAGUACGCGUAGCACGAUGCCACGCAUGAAACGUUUGCUGCAGGAGAUCAUGUCCAGUGACCCCUCCGAGACUGCAAGAAUGCUCAAGUCGUUGGCAGCUGGUGACACACCCUUCCUGGCAUCGACGUCGGUGGAGGUGGAUGACGCGGUCCCAGCAUACCAUCCACCGAUGACGGGCGAUUUUCCAAACUUGAUAGGGUUGAGCGAUGCUACCAUGCCGUUGGAUAUGUCUUUCGAUGUGUUUUCUUCCAUGAACUGCACGCAUCAGGAAUUGAUUGACUUUUGGCACACGUCUUGA
This is a messenger RNA of Exophiala mesophila, 1620 nucleotides long. RefSeq lists its product as uncharacterized. The transcript has 11 exons. The record is from RefSeq and is a predicted model, not a curated record. Gene Ontology annotation, biological process: DNA-templated transcription; positive regulation of transcription by RNA polymerase II. The coding region runs from base 1 to 1620 and encodes 539 amino acids. Lineage: Eukaryota; Fungi; Ascomycota; Eurotiomycetes; Chaetothyriales; Herpotrichiellaceae. Gene Ontology annotation, molecular function: DNA-binding transcription factor activity, RNA polymerase II-specific; zinc ion binding; sequence-specific DNA binding.